GGUCGGGGGGAGAGGGUAAGCGGAAAAGGUCUAUAUAAUAAAUAUAUGGGGUAUAUAUAUAGUGGAGGAGUAUACCUAACUAACAUAUGAGAAAAGAGUUGAAUAUAUUACGAUGGACAGGAAUGAUCUACACCAAAAAGGUGAAGACUUCUGGAUAAAUUCAACGAUUCUUCAAGUGCGUGAAUUACGUGACAAGGUGGCAUCGAAAGCUUGUGGCGGAGAAAAAUGUUGGAUAUCAAGAAUUAUGGCAGAUGUGAAUUCCAUAUUACGUUUUAUGGAACUACAAUUGAUAGAAAUUAAGCCUAUGGAAUAUGGAUUGAUGUACUUUAUGGAUGUUGCUCCCAUGGGGAUAGAUGACGAUACAAUGUAUCAUUUAUACGUCCAUGUUUGUAAACUCGUUACCAUUUUAUUAUGUACACAUUCUUGCAUUACGCGUAUUGAUAUGAAACAAAGGCAUGUUCGAGCAUAUUUUAAUAGCCGUAAAAAUCUCGAUUGUGCUAUUGCUUUGAAUAAGGGUUUGAAUAAUAUUUCAAUUGAAUGUGAAAGUUGGUACGGUGAACAUCUAGAUAACCUUCUAAAACCAAUUUGUCAAACAACAAAUAGAAUAACUACUCUGUGUAUUGAAAAUACCAGGCUGACGGAAAACACGUGUGUGCAUUUCGAGAAAAUGAUUGUCAUGCAACCACUUAUACAUGUGAAGUUUCACUUUCAUAUGUCUAGAGUAGUGUCUAAUAAAAUAAUCCCCCUUUUAUGUGAAAAGAAAUUGGAAACGUUAUUUUUGGCUAAUCAAUCUCUUGGCGAAAUUGCUGCAUUGGCUCUUGGUAAAUUUUUAUCUCGUGAAACUUGUCGUUUAAAAACGCUAAGCUUUAUGAAUCUUUAUUACGUGAAUAAUUACUUUGAUACCCUAGGUCCAGCACUCGGUAUUAACCGUAGUUUAAUUACGUUAUUGAUUCGUAAUGUUUUAAAAAUGACAAUUGAUGAUGGUCUUUCAUUAUUAAAUGGAUUAAUGACAAACGUAACGCUGAAACAUUUAACAUUACACCACUGUAAUAUGCGAUUUGUUUCUGACGCCCUGUCAAAAAUGAUUAAACAUAACACAACGCUGACAUAUCUAAAACUAGACGAUUAUGGGUUUACUGAUCAAUUUGGUAAAGACCUCGCGGAAGCAUUGGAGUAUAAUUCGAAUCUAGAACGUCUUGUUAUAGACGAUGGUACGAUCACACCAGCGUUUAAGAUGUCUUUAAUAGAUGCUUUGAGUAAAAACACAAAGAUUAAAGAAUUGCGAUUAAAACACAGCAACAUAGACGAAAACAUUGUUCGAUCUUUAGAUAGAUCGUCAUCAUAUCACCGAACAAUGUAUAACUAUGAUGAAAUGUGUGUAAGAAAUUUAAUUGUUAGUAUGAAGAACGAUCCACUUAAUAUCACAAAACUAAAAUUAUUUUCUUACGAAAAAUAUUCUGACACGAGUUGUUUAAAAGAUUUUGUUAUGUCUUUGGUUCAUUUACCAUUCCUUGAAACUCUGAAAAUUAAGACUGAAUCACGUUUUAACGAUGAAGUUGCAAUUAUAUUUAGUAAAUAUAUAGAAGGUGUCGUGAAUCUUAAAAACGUAAAAAUUUCAUAUCCGCAACCCAAUGACGUGGUGAAAAUACUUUUGGAAGGUUUACGCAAAAACAACAGCAUAAUUGAUUUUGAUAUAGAGUGCAAUUGUAGAUGCACUGGUAUUGUCGAUUAUUUUAUAGAAUUUUUUAAAACAAAUACGAAAAUGGAAACUUUUAGAACCGUUUACGUGACUAAAGAUGCGUUAGAAAAAAUUUGUAAAUCAUUUUAUCUAAACACUAGUUUAACACAUGUUCGUCUUGGUGGUCCUACAGAUUGUAAUGAUGGAUUGUUUCAAAUUCGGAAAAUACUGCAACGUAAUAAAUCGCUCGUUAAUCGUGCGGUAGAGUUUGUCUUGAAUCCAUACAUAUGCAGUACGGCGAGUGCUUAUAUAUACGAUCGUUUACGCCUUUCCAAUCAAUUAAAGAUUGUACUUGUUGAUGUUGUAGAAAAGGAAGAAAUAGCGAAUAAACUAUUGAGGUGUGCACGUAAUUAUACUAUAUGUAAUUUUUUUUUGUUAACUGGUAUUUGUAAAAGCUUUAUGAGCUGCUAUCCAAGCAAUACCAUUCAAUUCGAUUCCAUUUGCUACGACUGUGUCAUUCAUAUUUGUUCCUAUUUAAAUCUGAGUGAUGUGAAAUAAACAUGCGCACGAUCGUGUUCGUGUAAUUACAAAUGUGUUGCUGUUGGUUUGUUUCGUGUUAUUGUUUUUUUUUUGAAUAAAAUCAAAUUUGCUUCUUUA
Ixodes scapularis (black-legged tick) is the source of this 2335-nucleotide messenger RNA. RefSeq lists its product as uncharacterized. Bases 113 to 2236 code for a protein of 707 amino acids. The transcript is spliced from 2 exons. NCBI's taxonomy places the organism in Eukaryota, Metazoa, Arthropoda, Arachnida, Ixodida, Ixodidae. The record is from RefSeq and is a predicted model, not a curated record.